GCUCCCCCCGCGCCUCCUGAUUCCAGUGCCCCGCGUCUCCGCGGCGUGUCGCCGUCUGUUUUCCCCUGUCUCCUGCUCUCUGCGCCCGUCUGUUUCCUGAAUCCGUGUCUUUCCGAGCUCUCUUUCCUGCCUCUGCCUCUCGCAGCGUCAGGCUCCCCGUCUCUCAACCCCGGUCUCACUCUGUUCUCCCUGCCUGUGUCUCUGUCUCUCUGGACUGCCUGUCACUCAGGUGUGCUGCUUCUCUCUCACCUCCCUGCUCUAACCCAAAUCUAUCCAUCUCACCUCAUUCCAUCUCUGGCUCUCCUUGCUCCUUUCUGUCUCUGCCUGCUGUCUCUGUUUCUGUCUCGGUGCCCCCCUCUCAUCUCUGCUCUCUCCCUACUUCUGACUCUCUCCCUGUCUCCCUGUCAUCCAUUGUCUCUCCCCGUCCCUCUCUCUUGUCUCCAGUUCUGUUUCUUGGUCCUUGUCACCUUUGGCUUACUCGGUGUCUGCCAGUCCUCGGGCAGUGCCCAUUUCUGCCUCUUUGGGUCUCUGCCUCAUGCUCAUUUUGCCCCUCUGUCCCUGCCAGUCUCGGAGAAGGCCAUCUGUCUUUUCCCUCUGGCCCCCUGCACUUCCCUGAAUCUCUGACCACCGCCUCUUCUGUUGGGGGUCGUGGGGGCGGCAGGGUCCAGCACCCAUAAUUCCCCCCCUCACAGGCAGCCCUUUCCUCGGGACCCCGCCUGGUGCCCCCUCCACCUGGGGGACUGCGCCUGGAAGCUGUCAUGGAGGCCCUGCAGAGGCAGCAGGCAGCCAGACUGGCCCAGGGGGUGGGGCCAUUGGCCCCUCCACGCCCACCGCAGUCACCCCGGCUUCCCAUGCCCGGCCACCGGACCCUGCAGGCCCCUGAGGGGGCUUUUGGUGAGGUUGGAGCUGAAGAAGAGGACACGGCAGAAGAGGAGGAAGAGGAAGAGGAAGCAGGGGCUGUGGAGGAGGCCGCUGAGGAGAGCCGUCCAGGCACCCAGGGCCCUAGUUCACCUUCCCACCAGCCCCCUGGACCUCAUCCCCAUGAGUGGACCUAUGAGGAACAGUUCAAGCAGCUCUACGAGCUUGAUGCAGACCCCAAGAGGAAGGAAUUUCUGGAUGACCUCUUUAGCUUCAUGCAAAAGAGGGGAACGCCAGUCAACCGUGUGCCCAUCAUGGCUAAACAGGUGCUGGACCUGUACGCGCUGUUUCGCUUGGUGACUGCUAAGGGUGGCCUGGUGGAAGUCAUCAACCGCAAGGUGUGGCGUGAGGUCACGCGCGGCCUGAGUCUGCCCACCACCAUCACCUCGGCCGCCUUCACUCUACGAACGCAGUACAUGAAGUACCUGUACCCGUAUGAGUGCGAGACACGGGCGCUCAGCUCCCCAGGGGAGCUCCAGGCCGCGAUCGACAGCAACCGCCGCGAAGGUCGUCGUCAGGCUUACACAGCGGCACCGAUCUUCGGUUUGGCAGGGCCGCCCCCUCGAGGCACUCCGGGCACCGCCUCUGGCCCUGGCCCGGUUCCCUCCACCCCUACGUCCGGCCCCCGCCCCACCCAGGGCUCCGCUUCUGGUCUGCCGGCGCACGCCUGCGCGCAACUGAGCCCGAGUCCCAUCAAGAAAGAGGAGAGUGCAAUUCCAACCCCUCGACUGGCACUGCCCAUGGGCCUGGCCUUGGGACCUGUACGGGAGAAGUUGGCACCAGAGGAGCCCCCAGAGAAGAGGGCUGUGCUGAUGGGGCCCAUGGACCCACCUCGGCCUGGUUUCCUUCCCCGUGGCAAGGUUCCCCUGAGGGAAGAGCGGCUGGAGGGGCCUCUCAGUCUGGCAGGCAGUGGUAUCAGCAGUAUCAACAUGGCCCUAGAGAUCAACGGGGUGGUCUACACUGGUGUCCUUUUUGCCCGUCGCCAGCCUGUACCAGCCUCUCAGGGUCCAACCAACCCUGCACCCCCGCCCCCUACAGGACCCCCUUCCAGUACCUCACCUUGAGGGCUCCCACUUGGAAUUAAGUGUUCCAAACCCAUUGCUGAGGGGGGACGAGACAGCCCCCCCCACAUCUUAAUUCUCCCAGGAUAUCCACUCUAGGACCCAGCCCUGGGAGGUGACCACUGCCCACCAUGCCAUGUGGAUUUAAAACCAAAGAGUUUUCUUUUGAUAUUACAUCUACCUCAUUGUAAAGGGAGGGCACAUCCUCCCUGGCCAACUUUAGCAGCAUCUACCAAAGAGUUCUUCCCCCAUUAAAACCAAUCACCUCAUGCGCCCCCACCCCCUUUGUCAGUGCUCCUCACUGUUACGCUUAUGCUAGGACCCCACCUCUUGAAGUCAGAUCUGCUUCUCUUCAGAGCCAGCUGAAGAGUUGGGUUGGGGUGUUGUGAAGGAGCUGUCCCUCCGAUCACAUCUGGACAAUAAAGCUGCAGUCCCUCCUCUAGUGCCUCUUCUUCUUGUCUGGGGGUUGGGGAGGAGUCGUGUGGUCUAUAAAGACUACCUUCUCAGAGGGGAAGACAGAACAGCAAAAGCCCGUGAGAUGAGAGUAAGAGAACUCAGUCUCAAAAAUCAGACUGAGUUCAAAUCCUGAUUCUGCUGCUACAGUUUUGAGUGGCCUUGGGCAAGGCAUCUAAUCUCUCGAACCUCAGAAAACUUCAAAAGGUGUCUCAUAGGGCCUUUUACUGAUCUAUAGGAGUGGACUAUCCUGGAAUAAAGGGUGUGUGUGUGUGUGUGUGUGUGUGUGUGUGCAUUUUCCGAACCGGGUGUGGGGCCGGGGAGGAAACUUCUCUGGUACCCUGGGAUGAGAAAAAGAAAGGUAGAAGUUGACCAGCAGGAGUUGGAAGUUAGGGAACGGGACUGACAGAUUAGCCGUUGCCUAGGUAACCAGGUAGCUUAUGACAGCUGUCGUGGUCCCGUCCUGCCACUUCCGUUACCAAGACCCUGACUCGGGGCGUCACUUCCUGCGUGGAGGGCCAACUAUGUACUCGGAU
Molecule: messenger RNA, 2968 nt
Organism: Talpa occidentalis (Iberian mole)
Lineage: Eukaryota; Metazoa; Chordata; Mammalia; Eulipotyphla; Talpidae
Gene: ARID3C
Product: AT-rich interaction domain 3C
Exons: 7
Coding region: 759-1982 (407 amino acids)
Biological process (GO): regulation of transcription by RNA polymerase II
Cellular component (GO): nucleus
Molecular function (GO): DNA binding
Source: RefSeq, a predicted model, not a curated record